AUGCCUCUUCUCCAGGAGCAACGUCUGGAGCAUCACGGUCGGGCGACGCUGGUCCUGGAUUUGGAUCACACCUUGGUGCAUGGCGAAGUGCAGCGUCCAGGCCUGGAGGAAUUCCUGGACCAGAUGUCUGCUUUGUACGAGAUCGUCCUCUUCACCGCAGGCCCUCAAGCGCUGGCGGAACAAUGGGUGACAGCCAUCGACAAAGGAAGGUUUGCGUUUAUCCUGUAUGGAAACUCAUGUGUGAGCCCCAAGGUAGGAGUGAAUCACAAGAUCCUCAAGGAUUUAGGGAGGGACAUGGCCAGGGUUGUGGUGGUGGACGACACCCCGAGCACUUACAAGUAUAACCAGGAGAACGCGUUGCCAAUCACUCCAUUCUACCGUGGGGACGACACAGACCAGGAGCUCCUUGCGCUCAUCCCCUUCCUCGCCAGCAUUGCUCACUCGGAGGAUUUGAGAUUGGAGCUCUGCAAGCGAAAGGGCUACACAAACUCCACGACUAGCGCGACCAUUGUCAGCAAAAAGGAAAAGGGUGGUGUCAAGGAGAAGCUCGUCACUGUGGCAAGCAACAAGAAGAACAAAAAGAAGCCAUAG
This is a messenger RNA of Selaginella moellendorffii, 591 nucleotides long. Its product is annotated as probable C-terminal domain small phosphatase. The record is from RefSeq and is a predicted model, not a curated record. Lineage: Eukaryota; Viridiplantae; Streptophyta; Lycopodiopsida; Selaginellales; Selaginellaceae. Gene Ontology annotation, molecular function: phosphoprotein phosphatase activity. The transcript has a single exon. The coding region runs from base 1 to 591 and encodes 196 amino acids.